Molecule: messenger RNA, 3618 nt
Organism: Pediculus humanus corporis (human body louse)
Lineage: Eukaryota; Metazoa; Arthropoda; Insecta; Psocodea; Pediculidae
Product: dihydropyridine-sensitive L-type calcium channel subunits alpha-2/delta precursor calcium channel subunit, putative
Exons: 20
Coding region: 1-3618 (1205 amino acids)
Cellular component (GO): voltage-gated calcium channel complex
Molecular function (GO): voltage-gated calcium channel activity
Source: RefSeq, a predicted model, not a curated record
AUGACAAAAAAGAAAAUUUUUUUCAUUUUCAGUGUUUGGUCUGAUAAAUUGGGAGAAGAAUUAUGGGAAAUAAGUAAACUCAUAACAAAACAUGGCGAGAUUAAAUCCGGAUAUACGUCAUUGGAUACGACGACCAAAGAUGGAGAAAAUCUACUCGAUGACAUAAUUAAAAACGUUGAAAAAAUGCUCGUUCAAAAGGCAAAUUCCGCAAAGUGCAUAGCGAAAACGGCGGAAAAAUUAAGAAGAGAUACUUAUUUUAUGAACGAUUUUAAAUUAGAAUAUUACAAUAUGAAAUAUUCGGCCGUAGAAGGUUCGGAUUCUAAUAAAAUGAUUCCCUGGACACUGGAUGAACUCACGGAAUAUAAAAACAUGUCACUCGAACCAAAUUCUAAUUUUUAUAACAUUCCAGUUAACACCAAUUACAGCGCAGUUCACAUACCUACUAACGUUUACGAUAGAUACCAACAUUUGGCUGAAACCAUUGCUUGGUCUGAAAAUUUAGACGAGAUUUUUUCAAAAAAUUAUCAGGCUGAUCCAUCUUUGGGAUGGCAAUAUUUCGGAUCCGCGUAUGGAAUGAUGAGACAAUUUCCUGCUAUGAAAUGGAGUACAAGUGACAAUGAUGUAGAUUUGUACGACUGCAGAAUGAGACCUUGGUUCAUAGAAGCAGCCACAUGUACAAAAGAUAUUGUUAUUUUAAUGGACAAUUCUGGAUCAAUGACCGGAAUGAGAAACACAAUAGCUAAAUUGGUCGUAAACAGUUUGUUAAAAACCUUCGGGAACAAUGAUUUCAUUAACGUUUUGAAAUUUUCCUGGAAGCCUGAAACCGUUAUGCCUUGUUUUAAAGAUUCUCUGGUUCAAGCAACGCCGGAAGUAUUAAAAAGUUUUCAAGAAGCCGUUUCGUUAGUUAAACCCGAAGGAAACGCGAGUUUUCCCAACGCAUUUUCUUAUUCUUUAAAUCUAUUAAAAAAGUACAGGGAAGAUAGAAACGCGACAAAUAAUUUAGGGGGUUGCAAUCAAGCCAUUAUGUUGGUGACGGAUGGACUACCGGGUAACGUGACGGAAGUUUUUGAAAAUUUAAAUUUAGAUGAAAAUGGUAUGCCGAUCGUUAGAAUAUUUACGUACUUGGUCGGUACCGAAGUAAAAGGCGUCGAAGACCUUCAGCAAAUGGCCUGUAGCAACAGAGGUUAUUACGUUCACGUUCACGAUCUUGAUGAAGUACACGAUCAAGUUCUCAAAUAUAUUCCGGUUAUUGCUAGACCAUUGGUUUUGCAAGGAAAAGAACAUCCUGUCGUUUGGACGAGUACCUACGCCGACGCAAACGAUCCUAAAUUAACAUGGUGGUUAUGGAAAAUAAUGAAUGACGAAGAACGGAAAAAACGUUUGAUUCAACACCAAACCAUAAAACGAGAAUAUUUUAGCAAACAAAGAGAAGAUUCAAUGUAUUUGAAAAAAAUCACUCAGGUUUGUCCAAAACCAAGCAAAUCAACUCAAGGAGAAGAAAAAAAUAUAGAAUAUUUGGAAUACAGAAUGAUGACUUCCGUUUCCGUUCCGGCAUUCGACAACAGAGAUAAUAAUGAAACAAUGGCAGCAGAAUUAUUGGGAGUUGCUGGAGUGGAUGUCGCAAUCGAUCAUAUCCAUUCAUUGACUUAUCCGUAUAAAACAGGAACGAACGGCUACGUUUUUUUGGUCAACAAUAACGGGUACCUGAUUAUGCAUCCCGAUCUACGUCCAGUGUUCGACGGUAUUCUCAAAAUCAAUUACAAUAGCGUUGAUUUAGCUGAAGUUGAAUUUUUAGACAAUGAAAAAGGUUAUAAAGACUUUAGCCCGGAUGUAAUGGACAUGAGAGACUCCAUGAUAAAUCAAAUAAAAAAUGUUUACUAUGAUAAAUGGACUAAAUUUCAUUACGACGACAUGCGUAGAGUAGGAAUAGAAAAAAGAAAUUAUUAUGUCAGACCACUGGUCGGAACUCCUUUUUCAAUAGGUUUAACCGUACCUUCCAAUUUUGCCGCUUAUCGUAUAAGUAAAAAUUUCAAAAUUGAAACCAACGACGUGGAUGAUGAUGAUGAUGGGAAUGAACCAGAUUUGGAAUGGACCGUUCAUCCAGAUUGGACGUAUUGUAAAUAUCAUUUUUCGAAUUAUAAAACAUUUGAUUCGAAAGAGGAUGAACUUAUUCAUUUCUUGGAAAAAAUCAAUGAUCCCGACUGGUCUUGGAAAAAACAAUAUCAAGAAUUAAAUUCUGACUCAGUCGAAUGUAAUCAACCCGAAUUGAAUGAAGAUGAUUAUUAUUGCGAUCGGGAUUUGAUGGAAUUAUUAAUGGUCGACGCUCAAAUUUUAAAAACCUUCAGAGAACCUAAAAUUCCUAAAAAUAGUUUCGAGACGAAGCUAUUGGAUACUUACAAUCCGAACCUGAGAUUCGUAGCGACACAAAGCGGAUUGACGAAAUGGCAAAUCGUACCGAAACCUAAACCUGAGGAAAACCUAACAUCGGAUUUCAUAUCCGCUUAUCCGAAAUCAAUAGACGAACCGUGGUACAAAAUGGCUGUUUUGCAACAUGAAGAGGAAGAAGAAUCUUUUGCGUUUUCCGUUCCGUUUAACACCGCGAACGAUGAUGAUGAUAAUCAUUAUGUUAUAUCAACUCACGCCAUUUUUCAUAAAAAAACUCACGAAGGUAAAAAAGCUCCGGCUGCUGUCGUAGGAUAUCGUUUCGAUCAGUCAUCGUUUUACGAUAGAUUUAUGGAAAUAACAUCUGAAACAGAUAGAUUUACUCUUCCCUGUCAUUCCGAUGCGAGAGAAUGUUAUGUUUUGGAUCAUAACGGUUACAUAAUUGUUUCGAGUAAAGACGUUAACGAAACCGGACAUUUUUUUGGAGAAUAUGAAAGUACCGUCAUGUCGCAUUUAAUUGAUAUUGGAAUUUACGAGGAGAAAAAAAUUUACGAUUAUCAGGGUCUUUGCAUAGAAGAAAUAGCCGUGGCAAAUAAAGCAAAUUUUCUUCUCAUGCCUUGGAUCGUCGUACAAAAUUUCAUAAUUAAUUUAUUUUGGACCUUGUUACAACUUUUAUCCCAAACGUAUAACAUAAAUUUAGUCGAAUCUCAACCUAUUGAUGAUUUUAGUAAGGAAACAUUUUCCAAUGUUUUCCGAUUAUUUGUCGAAGAAUUUCGAGAUUAUGAUAGUGACGAAUCAUUGUCCGACGAAGAAGACGAGUACGAAAUUGAAAAAGAAGAAACUUUAAAUUCGAGCGUUAGAAUAGAGAGAAAAACAUGGCCGUGCAAUAAAAACAUUUCCCUAUAUUUAUUACGGCAAAAUAUUUUCUCACAGAAACACAUUUACGGUGUCAGACAUAAUUCAUCCAGGUUCCGUUUCGUAAACAGAAUACCUCACACAAAUUUAGUUUUGGUAGUUUUAAACACUUUAUAUAAUCAAAACGAUGACAUUAAUUUGAGCGUGACGCCGAUGGUGUUACCAGAAGAAGAAUGUAGAGAUUUAAAUAUAUUACAUUUACCCAGGAAAAGGAACACGGCAUGUUUCACACAUCACGAAAAAGCAAGUACCAAUUUUUCCAGGAAGAAGAAAUUGAUUCCUGCGGGAAAGGACACGUUAUCAAAUCAUCGGGAACUCUAA